AUGACUGCGACUCCUCCUCCUACCCCUCCUACUCCUCCUCCUCCUCCUCCUCCUACUACUACUACUACUACUACACCUACGACUAAUACUACUACUAUUACUACUACUGCAUCUACGACUACUACCACACCUACUACUACUACUUCUAUUACUACUACUACUACACCUACGACUACUACUACUGCUACACCUACUACUACACCUACGACUACUACUACUACUACUAUUACUACUACAGUUACUGGACCUAACUUAAAUUGUCAGGAAUUGGAGUGUUCGAUUUUCAUUCGGUAUAAUGAUCCACAAUUAUCAGUAGUUAAUAAUUCCGAUCAUAAUGGUAAUAGUUCGAGCUGUAUAUAUCCAAAUGAAGUAUAUAGUAAGAAUAUCGUUGUGAUCUAUAGACGUCAAUCGUAA
Messenger RNA from Schistosoma intercalatum, 414 nucleotides. NCBI's taxonomy places the organism in Eukaryota, Metazoa, Platyhelminthes, Trematoda, Strigeidida, Schistosomatidae. The record is from the annotation of a GenBank genome assembly.